Molecule: messenger RNA, 375 nt
Organism: Cladocopium goreaui
Lineage: Eukaryota; Dinophyceae; Suessiales; Symbiodiniaceae
Source: the annotation of a GenBank genome assembly
AUGGCACGAAGGGCGCCAGUGCUGCUGUCUGUGGCCAUCUUGGCCUUUGGACUGCUGGCCUUGAACCAGGCCUUUGUCGCAGGCCCCAAUCAGCCAGCUUUGCGCGGUCAGGAGGCUGCUGUAGCAGGUGCAGUGCUUGCCGCGCUGCCUGCUGCUCCAGCAUUGGCAACUGACCAGUACACGGACAGCUUCAGCAAGGUUGAUGCGAUCGUGAUCUUUGUCCCCAUCGUCGUUGUGUGGAUCGCAUUCCUGGAGUGGGAUUCCAAGCAGCCUUCUGCUGAUGACGUCACUGGCUAUGGCUACCUUGGGAAGACCAUUGAUGGACCUACCGAGGACAAGCCUGCCUACUUCCGCCGCAGCCCUGAGAACGGCUAA